AUGCUGCUGACUCUAGGUCCGCCGUGUCUGGGGGAGAUGACAGCUGUCAUGGCAUGCUGGAAGCUCCACAGCUUCAACGAUGUUCAGUGCAGGAAGGAGAUCGAGGCGUUCAAUACCUGCUCUCGGGAAGUGAGAGCUAAUCCUGAAGCCCACAGAAUCCAGUCAGGUCAAAGGUGGACACCAGAUGAAGUCAACAUCAGACUUAGAAAAUUUGCGUGGUCUCAAUGACACACACAUCACUGUCCCAUAAUCAUGUUCAUAUCGUCAUCAUUUACGUUUAUGACUAUAUUAAAAAACGUUGGUUCUUUAUAUUAUGGCCCAAACAUCUCUAUCAAUACUUGGUUAUUGAUC
Messenger RNA from Geodia barretti, 351 nucleotides. The record is from the annotation of a GenBank genome assembly. NCBI's taxonomy places the organism in Eukaryota, Metazoa, Porifera, Demospongiae, Tetractinellida, Geodiidae.